Molecule: messenger RNA, 928 nt
Organism: Monopterus albus (swamp eel)
Lineage: Eukaryota; Metazoa; Chordata; Actinopteri; Synbranchiformes; Synbranchidae
Product: transmembrane protein 79-like
Exons: 3
Coding region: 132-665 (177 amino acids)
Biological process (GO): regulated exocytosis
Cellular component (GO): lysosomal membrane; trans-Golgi network membrane
Source: RefSeq, a predicted model, not a curated record
GCCAGUGUAGAUGCUGUCAAAGUGGCCGAGUUCCUGCUUUCUUCUCAGUCCUGGCCUCUCUUCUGUGUGCGGCUGGGAUCCUUUAUGCACUCUAUUUCUAUGUUCCUAUUAAACCCCCCGACUGCCCUGACAUGGCCAGCCGCAUCAUUUUCACCUUCUGCUGCUGUGUGAUGGCAGUCAUCCCGAUCCUGCUUGCGAUGCUCGUUGGUGCAGCAUGCCAGUUCUGCACCAGCUCCUUCAGUCUGCACGAAUCGUUUUCCAGAAGACGGGCAGUUCAGCAGCUGUUUGUUACAGCUUCCUUGGAGCAGUUACUCCUCUACAUCCUCAACCUGGUCGUUAUGGCCACUUUGCUGCCUCAGGAUCAGCUGAAGUUGGUACCUAUAGUGGUUGCCAUGUUCAUCUUUGGAAGGCUUGUUUACUGGGUCUGCCUGAAUGUGUGCAGCUCCUGGCGAGGCUUCGGCUCUGGCCUGACCAUCUUCCCGCUCCUUGCCAUGGUGGCUCUCAAUCUGUUCCUCAUGUACAUCCAGAAUCUCAAAGAGCCAUUUUUUGGCUCCCAUGACUUUCUCUAUAAUCAGGUCACUCCCUCUUCCUGGUCACGGGAGACAUCACAGAGCCCAAGUGGCAAACCAGACGUCCUACCCACAGACAUCCUGGACUCUCAGUGAGGAGGCGAGCAACGCUUUCUUCUUUCAGAGGAGGAGAUCUUUCCAAAUAUAGGCCAUUCCUGUGGUCUGCAGUUCAACACACACUGCCGCUGUAAUCUCCACGUCUGUGACAGCUUAACUUGUAUUUUUCUUCCUCUUAUACAGGAUUUUUUUCAAAUGUGGAUUCAUGCUUAUUAUCUGAAAUGCCAGAGCUCUUUUUCUGCUAGCAGCAGAGGAAGCCUUUGAACAGUGCUGUUGUCUUCAAACAUUUGUCCUUUUAAGCU